UGCCAUUAUAACGUGAACCUCACUAUAGGGAUAUCGCCAGAUGAGAUAAUUAGCUCUUGGCUUUGAAAAAUUUUAGUUGCAAAUUUGUCAGUGGCCAAAGAUGUUCCUCUCGCGAAUUUUCACAAUUUUCAUACUGGUUUCCAUAGGGAGUCUAAGAUCAAAUGCCAGGCCGUCUGACAGUUUCGACAAAACAGCUGAUUCGACAGAACCGCUAUCUCAGACAUUCGUUAUAAGUGGAAAGAGACAAGACGCUCACCAGUUAUCAGUUGAGAGCUGUCGUGCCAAAAUAAAAGAUUCUCAAGAGCUGACAUCGAAAAUUCUGAGUGGAGUUGACGAUUUGAUAGCAAAGCAGAACAACCUGACAGGUGACGAGACGAUUCUGGUACUGGGAGAGGCUGGAGCUGGGAAAACAAGCCUGAUACAGUUUUUGACGGGAAAUCCCGACUUGCAGUCCAGGGAAAUUGCUGGGAAAUAUGUGAUUGAGGAUGGACAAAGAAUUGGGGAACCAAACUCUGGGUCUUCCACCCUCUACCCCAGGAUUGUUCCCUUCAACAGAGCCAUCGACUUUGUCGACUUUCCAGGAUACCAAAACAUAACACAACCUGCAAAUGAAAUCGCUUCAUCGAUUAUUGUGAAAACAAUCACAAAUAAACUCAAAAAAGCCAAGAUUUUGCUUCUAGUAGACCAUGCCACCCUGCAACAGAAGGAUGGCUUCAUCAACAGUCUUCGACCUCUGUACUAUAACCUGCGAUUCAAUUUUGAUGACUACAAGGAUCGCAUUGCAUUGAUCGUCACUAAAGUCUCCCCAAAAUUGGAUGAUGAUGAAAUUCUCAAAGUUCAGGAAACUUCUGGAUCAGACACAGCUAGAUUCUUGGAAGAAGAAGCUCAUAUUAUGGAGCAAGUCAUGGAAUAUCUCAAUCAAACACAGUCAUCAUUGAAAGAUAAACUGGAACUAGAAAUGGGGUACGAGGAAGAAGGUCUUCAUUACGAUUCGAUGCAACUGUUGAAUAGUUUGAAGACAGGAAGCAAAGACGGUAAAGCACCAAGAAUCAAUGUGUUUUAUCAUCCAAACAAACCAGGACCACUGAGGGAUAACAAACUUAUGCUGCAGAACAGGGAGUCGUUGCUUGAAACUGUUAGAAACUUGACCAGUUUUGAUGUGAAGAAGUAUGAUUUCGGUUUUGGGUUGUCUGAUAGAACGAACGUGUUCCUGAAAUGCCUAUUGGAAAUGUUGAGUGAUCUUUACAGAAACAAAGUAAAGGAUAUCGUUAAUUCUCUUGAAAACUCUGCACAUGGAAGAAUCACUGAUGGUAUCUUUCUUUGCAUACAGAAAAUUUCUGAUUUACAAUCACUGAUUAAUAGAACGGAACUGUUCAUUCAAGAAAAUAAACAGGUUGUACGUUACGAUGAGUUCUCUAAAACUUUAAUUUCUUCUGAUCUCGCCACAUUGUCGCCUAGGCAUCCGGAAAUCGGAGAAAUAAGAAUAUUCGAUUUCUUGGAGAAGUAUGGAGAAAUUAUAAUGGGAUUUGUUGACACAAGUGAGAUAUUUGAACUAUCCCCUUGGACUGAAAGAAUAAGAGAUGCUUUACAACUUAUGGAGAAGGAGAAGGAAUGGUGUAAUACACUGCUCAAGUUUAUUGAAGGACUUUCAAGUUACAAAAUUCAAAGUCAGAGGAACAAAAUUUACGAUGAGAUGUAUACUGUAAAACCCACAUCCAAUAAUGUUGAGCAUCCACUUAUAUCAAUGUUCUUGGAUAUUACUGAUAGCAGCCCCUCUCAACUGUUUGAAAAUCCACAAAUAAUCAGUGAGAGAAAAUUAUCAGAGAUUGAUUAUAUAGCACGCGGUAGGUUGGAGAAGAGUCGAGUCUUAGGUUGGGAUGACUCGUGUUCAUCCCAGGGAAGCCUUAGGGUGAAAGGGUUCAUAAUUUGUAUGUCCCAUAUCAAUUCAGAUGAAUUUCUAGAUUCUCGCUGUGGAAAUAAAUCGGUCACCGACUUGAUUAUCUUUGCUACUUAUAAAGUGUUCAUAGAUAUUCAAAAUUUGAAUAAGAGAUUGGAAGGGGUAGACAUAUACCUAGCAGCACCUUACUGGGAGGUAAUCGGGGAAAGAACUGAUAUAAAAUUGGUAGGUCGAGAGGGACAAAGAGUAUCCGACAGUAUUUACUUGGAGAAUGGAAAGGAUGGGAAACCUGGACUUGCAGGCGGCAUGGGAGGAAGUUUUUACGGUCUUGGUAUGAGAUUUCUGAACUGUGAAAAUCUGCAUAUUAUGUCUGUCGGAGGCAAAGGAGGUCCGGGGAUUGAUGGGGCAGACGGAAAACCAGGAAAGGAUGGCAAAAGUGGAUAUGAGAAAGCUGUUGAGGUACUGGGAUCGAAAAGAGGGUUGAAAAAUUAUCUAGAGCAUGAAAUAACCCAGGCACAUGACUCACUCGAGCUGACUGAAAGUAUUUUGCGUGAUGGAGGUAGUAAUAUUUCCAUGAGUGGAGACAAAAUUGGAGGGGAUUUCCUGGGAUUAUCCACAUACAAGUUCGGUGGUGAUUGUGGAAGGGUAGGGGAACUGGGGGGCUACGGUGGUAGGGGUGGAUUUGGAGGACUUGGAGGCAAGUUUGAGGUUGUGGAAGCGGGUGACCACCGAUCCAACAUCACUUUCCUGUCGAAAAAUGGGGAAGACGGCGAGAAUGGGAAGAGAGGUCAAUCUGGGGGCCAUGGAAACGAUGGGACUGGGUUGACUUGCUACAAUAUCAAAACAACAGAACAAGCUUCAAAUGGCUCAACAUCUUACUGGAAGUGCUUCGAAACAGAUAGCAGGUGCAGUCACGAUGUCCAACCGGAAAUAGAAUGCAGACCCGAUCAUUACAUUGAUACUGGAAUUGAACGUCCAUCAAGGAGAUCUCCUUAUGAACUUUUUCGAUCUUGGUCAAUAAAUCAUCCGUUGAGUUCCAAAGAAGACUUGAGCACAUCGGAGCGCGAGAGGGAUUUGAGGGCCAUUAAGGCUCUUGGUGACUUUGAAAGAUUCUUUUGGUCAUUCUCUGAUUGAGUAGAUAUCUAUUUGUCUAAAACAACUUAAAGAAUAUGAUUAAUAAUGUUUAAAAGAAGUACAGUAACUUUAUAACCAUGGUUAUAUUAUAGAGGGAGAGGUUCGGCUCAUACUUUAGAAUAGCAAUAAUUUUUUGAUGUCUUUGAAACUAUUUUGAUUCUUAGAGAUGGUUUCCGAGCUCGGGAUUUAGCUAAAUUCUAGAUUUUUAAGGCUGUGCAAAGGCUGAAAUUAAACUUUUCACUCGUGAUAUUUUUCAGAGGUUUUAGAUUUGUAUAUCAUCAUGCUGACAAAAUGAAAAAGUUUUCUCAGGAAAACAUUUUUUUUCUGAUCACUACUUUUUGAGAUAGGGCCUAAACUUUAAAUUUUUUGGGACAGAACUUUUCAAAUUCGGUAAGAGAUAAAUCGAUGAAAUUUAGAGGAUAGAUUCUUCAUUAUAUUGUUGAUCUAGUAAAACAAAAAUUUCCUGAAAAUAACCAAAAAUAACCUUUAGUUGAGUUAUUUUUGGUAAAUUGAAUAACUUUUCCAAAAAUUGAUAUUUUCAGAAAAUUUUUGUUCUACUAGAUCACAAUCCAUCCUCUAAAUCUCAUGGAUUUAUAUCGUACCGAAUUUGAAAUGUUCUGUCCCAAAAACUCAAACUUCAUUCGCUCAUAUCUGAAAAAGUAAUGAUCGGAAAAAAAAUGUUUUCAAAACUUUUUCACUUUGAUAGCUUGAUGAUAUACAAAUCGAAAAACAUAAUCGAAAAUAAACACAUAAUCUACCUAACACAUGGCAAAUAUUCUUAUGCUAUCUUUCCUUUAUGAUAUUAUUAUACAAUUACAAUUUUAUCGAAUUCUGAAUGAUAUUAAUAUUUAAUAAUCAGAUUAUAAAAUUUGAGAUAGAUUGGAAAUAUAUCGAUUAUUAAC
Messenger RNA from Nilaparvata lugens (brown planthopper), 3933 nucleotides. RefSeq lists its product as uncharacterized. The transcript is spliced from 3 exons. The record is from RefSeq and is a predicted model, not a curated record. The coding region runs from base 101 to 3031 and encodes 976 amino acids. Lineage: Eukaryota; Metazoa; Arthropoda; Insecta; Hemiptera; Delphacidae.